Messenger RNA from Sarcophilus harrisii (Tasmanian devil), 1813 nucleotides. RefSeq names its product PAXIP1 associated glutamate rich protein 1 (gene PAGR1). The coding region runs from base 838 to 1617 and encodes 259 amino acids. The transcript is spliced from 3 exons. The record is from RefSeq and is a predicted model, not a curated record. Lineage: Eukaryota; Metazoa; Chordata; Mammalia; Dasyuromorphia; Dasyuridae.
AAAAUCAUCGCCUCUCUGGGGAGGGGGAGGGGAGGCGGAAGGAAGGCGAGGAGCAGGCGGCGCAGGGAGAAGGCACGGAGCGAGCAUGUGUGAUGCGGUGCGCACGCGCGGCCCUGGUGGCCAUCUUGAUUCCUGGCAGGCGCCAGGCCCUUGGAUCACAGGGCUCUUGCCUCACCUCCUGGGCCGCGCCUACCGGGGCCCGAGUCGGGGUGGGGAUGAGACAGGGGCGGGCAGGGGCGCUGCGCUAGGUGCGUAUCGGGUCUCCUCGCGCUCAGGAAGGGACGCGGGCAGACGCCGCGUGGCCGUGGGAGUUGGCCCCGAGACAGACUUCGCGGGGGACCGUGUGGAUGCGCGCGCCGCGGUCGCUGGGGCGGAGAGUGGGGGGCGGAGCUAACGUGGGAGAAGCGCGCGCGCGCGGACUCUCCUCGUUCCCCGGCCCAUCCCCCCAAGCUUGUCCGGGUCUGACUCCCGGGGACAAGGGGGAGAGGCUGGAGACGGGUCCCGCCGAGGUGCGUGACCUCUCCCGGGGCGGCUUCGUAAACUGGGGGUGGAGGCGUGGCUUUUUGUAAAGAACUCCUUCCUCCCUCUACGCUGGGAGAGCCCAGUCCCGGGGCCGAUGUGGAAGCCUUUGGAAAUGGGGGUCGGGGGUGGGGGGCAGCGCGCCCUUACGCUGCCAAGCUGGGGCUCUCCCCCUUCCCGCACUUGGGGGCCGGGGAUCCCUCUCGCAGACUCACCUCCCCCCGAGGGCGGGCCAGUAUCCAGCGGCCCGGGAUUCCCUGAGCUGUCAGUCACUGUAGGGCUUCCUCCCCCGCAGCGUGAGGGCCCUGGCCCGGGGCCAUGGAGUCCCUGGCGGUGACCGGCGCGGCGUCGGAGCCCGGGGAAGGGGAGGUGACGUCUGGCCUGGAGGCCCUGGCCGUGGAGGACCCCGCCGGGGCCCCUUCCCGCCCCGACCCCACUCCGGAGGCAGAGCAGCAGGAAAGGGAAAGGGCCCGAGAAGAAGUCCAGGUGGAGGUGGAAGCGGAGGAGCCCGCUCCGGAAGAGCCACAGGUGGAACCGGCGGGAACAUCCGAGGAGGAGGAGGAAGACGAGGAAGAUGAAGGGAAGAAGGACUGGUGCGUGCCCUGCAGCGACGAGGAGCUAGAGUUGCCCCGGGACGGAGAGCCCUGGAUGCCACCCCCCGCCGAGAUCCGGAAGCUCUACGAGCUGCUGGCCACCCACGGCACUCUGGAGCUGCAGGCGGAGAUCCUGCCCCGCAGACCGCCCACUCCCGAGGUCCAGAGCGAGGAGGAGAAAUCCGACGAAGAGCCUGAGGCGGAGGAGGAGGAGGAGGAAAAACCUCCUGUGCCCACAGAGUUUGACUUUGACGACGAGCCGAUGACGCCCAAGAACUCCCUGAUUGACAGAAGGCGGACCCCAGGGAGCUCGGCCCGGAGCCAGAAGCGCGAGGCCCGCCUCGAUAAGGUUCUCUCCGACAUGAAGCGCCACAAGAAGCUGGAGGAGCAGAUCCUCAGGACGGGCCGGGAUCUCUUCAGCCUGGACUCGGAAGACCCCUCGCCUUCGAGCACGCCCGUCCGGCCGACCGGAGGGGGGCUCUUCUUGCGGCAGAGGAAGUACUGACGGACCGGGGGCUCCCCUGCGAGGCGCCCCUGCGAGGCCCCGGGACGCGAGCGCGCUCGGCACGAGGCCGGCCGGCUGGGGAGAGCGGCGCGCUGGGGCCGGGCGCCUUUCGGUGGGUGUGUCUUUGUAAGCGCGCAGUUAGGCGCCAGGCUUUUUAUACCGAUAGUUAGUACCUAAAUAAAGCCCGUGCAGCUUG